Molecule: messenger RNA, 1272 nt
Organism: Emericellopsis atlantica
Lineage: Eukaryota; Fungi; Ascomycota; Sordariomycetes; Hypocreales; Bionectriaceae
Product: putative phosphoglycerate mutase
Exons: 5
Coding region: 166-855 (229 amino acids)
Biological process (GO): ribose phosphate biosynthetic process
Molecular function (GO): sedoheptulose-bisphosphatase activity
Source: RefSeq, a predicted model, not a curated record
GUAAUGAUUAGCACGUGACUUCUUGAAUAGCGUGCGGGGAAACUAAUCGCAUCCCUUAAAAGCUCGACUCCGCUAACUCAUAAGCUAAAAAGCUCAGCGUAAUCAACUCUCACGUCAACAUGUCUGAUCAAGAUAGGUCAACACCGCGCGUAUUCAUUGUACGGCAUGGUAAGUCUAUGCGUUAAAUCUCCUCAAAGAAUAAAAGUCAAGUCUUACGCACUUUUACCCAUAGGAGAAACAACAUGGGCGAAGAAAGGCCGUUUUACGGGCAAAACAGAUAUUGCCCUAACCGAGGAGGGGGAGGCACAGGUUUCUCACGCGGCAACUAAAGCUGUGGGCCCAGGCAAGCUCAUCGACCCCCAGGGCCUUGGGACAAUUUACGUUAGUCCGAGGUUGAGGGCGAAACAAACCCUGGAUUUACUAGUGCCUGAUGCCGCGGACCGGGGAAUAAUCAGAAAUGAGAUUGAGGAAUGGGAUUACGGCCAUUAUGAAGGGCUCACAAUUGACAAAAUCAAAGAAUUAAGGAGGACGCGAGGGCUGGACAAAGAUGAAGAGUGGAACAUCUGGAGUGACGGAUGCGAGGGUGGGGAGUCGAAAGAACAAGUAACGGACCGACUGGAUAGGCUCAUCUCUGAGGUCCGACAGAUUCAGAAAGCUUCCAUGGAUGGGAGAGGAGCUGCUGAUAUCCUGAUCGUUGCGCACGGUUUAAUCCUCCGUUGCUUUGCGAAGCGUUGGAUUGGAUUUGAGAUCGACGCCUCCCUUGAAUUGAUGAUGGACCCUGGAGCUAUUGCCGUUUUGAGCUACAAAAACAAAGACAUCGACAAGCCGGCUAUUCACCUUGGUAUGGCUCUGUGAAGAACCAGCCAACAUGUAUUCCGUACUCACCUGCGAAUGAGCUUGGGCACGGUCAUUGCGCGGUUUCAUUUGCUUCGCGUAAUGAUCCCAGCUUCACCACAGUCCGUGUCUACCCAGCUCCCUAGCUAUCAAUACAAUUGCCAACGCAUAGAUCACGCCUACUGCACUCGACUGUGAGCCGAAUAACUGUUCGAUUACUGACACCCUGGUGCUCUUCAACAAAACGACUUCUGCACAACCUACCCGGUAGCUAGUUCAGUCCCGAACGUCACAACUCGCCGCCCGUAAGAAUAACAGGCGAUAACCAAGGUAAAUACGGGUGUUGUGAAGAAAGCUGGCGCGAGGAAUAGGGAACGUCACAAAUGCGGACAAACAGAGUAGAAGUGUGAAAUUUCCUCAUCACCAAACCAGCGUGUG